Pelagomonas calceolata is the source of this 1363-nucleotide messenger RNA. Lineage: Eukaryota; Pelagophyceae; Pelagomonadales; Pelagomonadaceae. The record is from the annotation of a GenBank genome assembly.
AUGGCCGCGCUCGAAAAACUACGAGAGCUCGACAUGUACCCCAAGACGAGGGACGAGUUUAGGGUACGGACGUCACAAGGCGGCGCGGCCACGGUAGUAGCAUGUCUGGUCGCGAUUUGGCUCGUGCGCACGGAGUUCUCCCAUACUUUGGGAGUGGAGACGCGAGACCGAUUGUAUGUGAACUCGUCUCACGGCAACGGCUUGCGAGUCUCACUUGAUUUAGAAUUCCCGCACGCGUCCUGCGAGCUUUUAGCUGUGGACGCGAACGACGACGGCGGUAGGUCCCUGGAAGCCGUGCAGCACAUCACGAAGACGAGGCUAGAUCAACGAGGACGGCCCCUACCCGCUAGGCGUGCGGCAUCCAUAAAACAGCAAGUCGGCAACACGGCCACGCACGAAGAUCACAUCUCGGCGGAUGAAGAAGUGAAGUCCGAAGACUGCGGCGACUGUUACGGUGCGGAGGACGACGAGCAGCCCUGCUGCAACACGUGCGAGGAGGUCCAGAACGCCUACAGGAGGCGGGGCUGGACGUUCAAGCCCGAGACUGCGGUUCAGUGCACGGGUAAAAACGCGUAUGAUGCGUUGGACAAGGGCGCCAAAGGUGUUUCUGAGGGGUGUCGGAUUGCCGGGACUUUGGAUUUGCCCGCGGUCGCCGGGAACUUUCAUGUGGCGCCGGGGAGGCACCUCAAGCAGGCAAACGCGUUUCAAGGUUUAGAUGUUGUGUUGUUGACUUUCGAGCAGUUCAACGUGAGCCACACGGUGAAUAAAAUAGCCUUCGGUCCCGAGCACCACGACGAGCCCGACUCCGUGGGUAGGGAGGACUCCCGUACGUACAGGAGGAAGAAGCGAAGAAGGGGGCCGCCUCCCUUGUUAGCUAAUCUCACGUCGCAGUUGGACGGCCAGAAGCGUUACAUAACGGACGGCUACGGCAUGCGCCUGUGUGGAAAUCAACCCGUGUGUCGGGUGCAUCGUCACGCCAUCGAGCAGGCGUCGCGUCGAUGGCGUGGAGGUGAACGCGCCGUAAAAUUUUGAUUUCUACACAGGCAUGCAUCAAUAUUAUGUAAAGGUCGUGCCGACCGUCUACUCCUAUCUAGAUGGUUCUACGAGGGAAGUAUGGCAGUACUCGGUCACGGAGCACGUGCGCCACGUCACGCCCGGAAGUGGACGGGGCCUGCCGGGCGUCUUCUUCUUCUACGAGGUGUCUCCGCUCGUCGCGGAGUUCGAAGAACGGCGGCAGGGCUGGCGCGCGCUGCUGACCGGCUUGGCGGCUAUCGUGGGAGGCGUCCACGCGACGGCGGCAUUGGUGGACCGGACGCUCGCCGCUUUAUUGGCGAAGCAUUCGAGUAGGGGGCUAACUCAUUAA